GACGAACGACUCUCACCCGAGACAGUCGUGGUUUUACCUUGGUAGAUCGCACACGCGUUUCUCUCUGACCAUACCAAUAUCGAAAUUUUUUGUGUAAGAAACGAAAAGUUUAUAAUUAUAUAUGUAUAAUUUUUCAUAUUUAAUACAUUUAUAUUUUAAUUUUAAUGUAAUUCACACAUAUUAUUAAAAAAUUUCUUCAGAUAAUAAUAAAGCAAUUCAUUCAGUAUAUUUCUUCUAUGACAAUUAUAUUAUUUCAUUUCUUCAUUCGAUUUAUUAACUGUCAAUUGUAUUAUCAAAUAAAUUGAUUAAUCGAUACGUGUUUAACUCGUAUAGCUAUUUUAUAACGAUAAUAUCCAUGAUAAUAGCUACAACCGAUGAAUUUAAUAUUUUCUGAAACAUAAAUAACUGAUUAAUAAUUUUCGAGAUAAAAAAAUAAUGAUUGUAAAAAAAUUAAUUUAUUAUUAUCGAUUUCGAAUAAAAUUUCCAUCAUUAUUUAUCUUCUUUUUUACAUUAUGUGAACAGGUAAAUACUUAUGUUUUAACUAUCUUAGACGAUUUCUUCGCUCUGUUAUGAAAUGGCACAAUAUCGAAUUCUAAUUUUUUGUUUGUUGAGCUGUAUAUACUUUUUUGAGCAUGUCACGACUGAUGAACUAAUAGUAAAAAUAAAAAAUGGUACUUUAUCGGGUUUGACUUUGAAAACUAGAAAGGGCAGAGAAAUUGCUGCCUUUCGGGGUAUACCAUAUGCGCUUCCACCUCUUGAAAAAUUAAGAUUUGAGCCACCGAAACCUGCAGCAGCCUGGAAUGAUGUGCGAUCAGCUAAAGAAGACGCCAACAUAUGCAUACAAAGGAAUAUUUACAUUUAUCAAGAAGAGAUCGUUGGUGACGAAGAUUGCCUCUAUUUGAAUGUCUAUACGCCAAAAUUACCUACUGAGAAUGAUAAAUUAAAGGGUCGAUAUCCGGUUAUGAUUUGGUUUCAUGGUUGUGGAUGGAUUUGUGGUGCUGGUCAUUCGGAAUUUUAUAAUCCCAAAUUUUUAUUAGAUCAUGAUCUAGUUCUCGUGACAGUAAAUUAUAGACUCGGACCUUUGGGAUUUUUGAGUACGGAAGAUACUGUAUGUCCUGGAAAUAAUGGAUUGAAAGAUCAAUCUUUGUCCAUUCGUUGGGUACACGAAAACAUCGUCGCUUUUGGUGGUGAUCCAAAUAGCAUAACCAUUUUUGGAGAAAGCGCGGGUGGCGCUAGUGUACAUUAUCAUAUGAUAAGUAAUUUGACAAAAGGACUUAUCCAUCGAGCAAUCUCUCAAAGUGGUAACGGCCAUUGUUUAUGGACUUUAACUCGACCAGGUUUAGCAAAAAAAAAGGCCACCAAGGUUGCUGAACUUUUGGGUUGUCCUUCGAAAGAUUCAAAACAGCUUGUCGACUGUCUGCGGAAGAAGAAAGCCACUGACAUCAUCGCGACCGAUCGUGCUUUCCAAAUAUUUGGUUAUUGUCCAAUGAUACCCUUCAGACCGGUAAUUGAACCUGUUCAUCCUGGUGCUUUUUUAACCGAAGAUCCAGUAAUUUCUUCGAAACACGGCCGCGUGUUAGAUAUACCAUGGAUGACAGGAAUUACAUCCCAAGAAGGUUCCCUCGUAGCACCAGCAUUAUAUGGAAGAAACAACGGAGCUUUGAUUAAAAAAUUGAACGAAGAUUUCUUAAACAUUGCUCCAAUAACGUUAUUAUACGGGGAUACGUGCUCCAAAGAUGAACAGAAACGGGUGACUUCCGAAAUACGGAAAUUCUAUUUCGACGAUGGCCCAAUCGAUAAUUCAACGCGAUUCAAAGUGAUCGAUAUGUACAGUGACGCCUGGUUCAAUCACGCAGCUUACACUUCUGUGCGUAAUUAUCUCGCGAAACAAUCUUCUCCCGUGUAUUAUUAUUAUCUCGCGUACAAAGGAAGCGCGUCGUUCAGUAUGAUAUUUGGCGAUCCUAACAACGAUUACGGUGUAUCGCACGCGGAUGAACUUCAAUAUUUGUUCCCUGUCGGUGAACAAUUGUUCAAGAACAUUUCAUUGAGCAAGCAAGAUCACAAAAUGGUGGAUAUUAUCACAAAUCUUUGGUACAACUUCGCAAAAUUUGGCAAUCCUACACCCGAAGUGUCACAAGAUAUACCCAUUAAAUGGAAACCCGUGAGAACUCAGGCCCUAGAAUAUCUUCAUAUAGGGCAAGAUAACAUUAAAAUGUCGGAAAAUCUUAUCUCAGAGAGAAUGAAAUUUUGGGAAAGUUUGCCGAUACGAUCGGAUUUGGAUGAUGGCCGGUCAAAAUAUCAAGGAAAAGACGAAUUAUAAAAAAAAUGUUAAAAAACUGCGUUAUGAUUGUCAUGCGUGAAAAUUUAAUUCGCACAGAAAAAUGGAUAAAUGGUGUCGUCUCCUCGAUUAUUAUAUGUUAACAAAUGAACUUCAAUUUAAAAGAAAAAAAAAAAAGAAAGAAAAGAAAGUAUAUGAUACGAUACGAAUCGAAUCCACGAAAAACGUGAAAUAUUCAUCGUAUGAAAUGCUGUUGACAAUUCCAUUCGAACACAUGUAUAAAUUAUAUAUAUUAUUUAUAUGUAUAAAUGUAUAUAUCUUUACAUUCAUAAUCGCAUGAUUGCAUCAUACAAGGUUAAAAAAAAAAAGAUAUUAUUCAUUUUUUGCACUGUAAUCUUAGUAUGUUUAUAGUUGAAAGGAUUAUAUUUCUAUAUCUUCACUGAAGCAUUGUUUGCCAGCACGUUCGAUCGCGAAAUGUAAAUGAUAUCGAUAAAAAUGUCAAGAUAAAAAAGAAUUAGUGUUAUGUAUAUUAGACAUUUAAAUAAUAUAAAUAUGCAUACCUAUGUA
This is a messenger RNA of Apis cerana (Asiatic honeybee), 2845 nucleotides long. RefSeq names its product carboxylic ester hydrolase. The record is from RefSeq and is a predicted model, not a curated record. NCBI's taxonomy places the organism in Eukaryota, Metazoa, Arthropoda, Insecta, Hymenoptera, Apidae.